This is a messenger RNA of Anthonomus grandis grandis, 2711 nucleotides long. RefSeq names its product ribosome biogenesis protein BOP1 homolog. Gene Ontology annotation, molecular function: ribonucleoprotein complex binding; protein binding. Lineage: Eukaryota; Metazoa; Arthropoda; Insecta; Coleoptera; Curculionidae. Bases 294 to 2654 code for a protein of 786 amino acids. The transcript has 12 exons. Gene Ontology annotation, biological process: ribosome biogenesis; maturation of LSU-rRNA from tricistronic rRNA transcript (SSU-rRNA, 5.8S rRNA, LSU-rRNA). Gene Ontology annotation, cellular component: PeBoW complex; preribosome, large subunit precursor. The record is from RefSeq and is a predicted model, not a curated record.
AAUAAUAUUUUGUAAGGAGAGGUUACAAUUUGUAUCAAGGCAGGGUCAGUGGUAUGUGUGAUUAAAAUGCGUAAUCCUUAUAAUGCGGUGAUUGAGAAAAUUGGUUUAAGUGGCAAAAUUUUGAUUUGCCCGUUGAUUGGCCAGGAGAGGAUAAGCACGUGACUUUGACAGUAGUUGACACCUAACAUAACCUAACAAUAUAAAAAGAAUUUAAAAUAUUUUGGAAUUUUCACGUGUUUUGGAUUUCUUCUGGGGUCAAAAAAGCUGCUUUUUUUUUAUCAAAUUAAUAAAAUAUGGGCAAGCAGCAGAAACCGUCGAAGCGAAAAGUAAACGAGCACCAAGAGACUGAAGUUAUUGAAACGAAUCAGGAAUCGGAAGAGGAUUCAUUUAAAGAGAUAAUCCAGGACGAGGACAGUUCAGAUUCCGAGGCUGAAUUAGAGGACAGUGACUUUGAGGAGGCUUUAGAGGACAGUGACCAAGAGGGUGACGAUGAGGAUAACGAAUCUACUCAAGAAUCGAGUGAAGAAGAUCAUGAUUAUGUAUCAGAAGAAAACGACUCAGGAGAAUCAGACACAGAUGACCAGUCAGACUCAGAACAAGCAGAAACCACCACAGAAAAAACCAUCGUUAAAAAUCAAAAGGGGCAGGCCAAAAACACUAUCAAGUCCAAAACUGAGCGCCAAUCAAAAACUGUACAAGAUAAUGGAGAAAAUCCUAAAAGAGAAAUUGUAGAGGACGAGUAUGACGAGCAUGACACCAGUGACGAGGAAGACAUCAGAAACACUGUAGGGAACAUCCCGAAAAAUUGGUAUGACGAGUACAAGCAUAUGGGAUACGAUUGGGACGGGAAUAAAAUCGGUAAACCGGAAACCGGGGACCAUCUGGAUGAAUUUUUAAAGAAGAUGGAAGAUCCGGACUUCUGGAGGACCGUAAAAGACCCACAAACCGGACAGAAUGUCAUCCUGAGCGAGGAGGACAUUAAUUUGAUCAAAAGAAUCAGAGCCCAAAAGAUACCUGACGUUAGUUUUGAUGAAUACGCCCCUUGGAUUGAAUGGUUUACAAGUCAAGUAGAACAAAUGCCCAUAAGGAAAUUCCCCGAGCACAAAAGGUCAUUCCUGCCCAGUAAAUCUGAGGCGAAAAAAGUGUCCAAACUGGUCCACGCACUGAAAAUGGGCUGGAUAAAGACCAGGGAGGAGCAAGCGAAACUGCGGGCGAAAAAGGAGCCGCAGUUUUACAUGCUCUGGAGUACCGACGACCAAUCGGAGGAGAUGAGGAGGAUACACAAGCACAUCCAGGCCCCCAAGAGGCUUCUGCCCGGUCACGCCGAGUCGUACAAUCCCCCUCCCGAAUAUUUGUUCGAUGCGAAAGAGAUGAAGGAGUGGAACAAGUUGAAAAACGCCCCUUGGAAGAGGAAAUUGCAUUUUGUCCCUCAGAAGUUUGAUUCUUUGAGGAAGGUGCCCGCUUAUCCGAGGUUCAUAAAAGAGCGUUUCCUGCGUUGCCUGGACCUCUACCUCGCUCCCAGGGCCAUCAAAAUGAAACUGAACAUAGAACCGGAAUCGUUGGUACCGAAACUGCCCAGUCCCCGUGACUUACAACCCUUCCCGACCACUUUGGCUGUAGAGUACAAGGGACAUAGCGACAUGGUGAGGUCGAUCAGUACCGAUAGGUCCGGACAGUACUUGCUGAGCGGGUCGGACGAUUGUACUAUCAAAAUAUGGGAAAUCAAUACGGGACGUUGCCUGAAAACCGUCCAAACCGAUAGUAUAGUGAGAUCGGUGGAAUGGUGUCCGAAUGCCGCAUUAUCGCUGGUUUUAGUCGCAACCGGUAAUGAAGUGUUACUGAUUAAUCCUAAAGUGGGGGAUUUCGUGGUUAGCAGUCGUACCGAUGAAGUAUUAAUGGAGGCGCCGAAAAGUGACGUGGUUGUGAGUGAAAGGGUGAAAACGACAGUUCAGUGGUGCGAACCUGAACAAAAACUGUACGAUAGAGGGGUUCGAUUGCAACUAAAACACUUCAAGAUGGUCUCGCAGGUCACCUGGCACGGAAAAGGGGAUUAUUUCGGAUCGGUGAUGCCCGAGGGACAAAGUCGAUCCGUCCUAAUAUCCCAAAUAUCCAAAAGAAAAAGUCAACUGCCCUUCACGAAAUCCAAAGGGCUUAUCCAGUGUAUUCUGUUCCAUCCGACCAAGCCGUUUUUGUUCGUCGCCACCCAGAGGCACGUGCGGAUUUAUGACUUAUUGAAGCAGGCGCAAUUGAAGAAGCUCAUGACGAAUUCCAAGUGGAUUUCCACCAUGGCGAUCCAUCCUGGGGGUGAUAAUUUGUUAGUAGGCACUUACGACAGAAAAAUGCUCUGGUUCGACCUUGACUUGAGCACGAAACCUUACCAAACCCUACGACUUCACGGUACCGCCGUAAGGGGCGUGGCCUACCAUAAGAGGUACCCGCUCUUUGCCUCCGGUUCGGACGACAGGAGCCUCAUAGUCUCCCACGGGAUGGUUUACAAUGACCUUCUGCAAAACCCUUUGAUCGUACCGCUGAAGAGACUGCAAGACCAUCAACCCUUCAACGAUUUCGGUAUAUUGGACGUGCAUUUCCAUCCCUUACAGCCGUGGGUGUUUAGUGCGGGGGCCGACCAUACCGUUAAGUUGUAUUCGAAUUAGUGUUUUUUCAUUGUUUUUUUGACCAGGGUUAAUAAAAUACGUUUUUUUUAAUUGGCA